AUGCGGCGCAACGUGAAGAGGCGGCGGCGCCGGCCCCAGGCCGCCUGGGGCGGCGGCGGCGGCGGCGGCGGCGGCGGCUAUAGGGCGGGAGGAGGGGCCGGACUGGAGGCGCGGGAGGAGAAGGUGGUGUACUCGAGGUCGCAACUGUCGCUGGCCGACAGCACCAAAGCGCUGGGCGACGCCUUCAAGCUGUUCAUGCCCAGCAGCACGGAGUUCAUGAGCUCGGACGCGGAGCUCUGGAGCUUCCUGUGCAGCCUCAAGCACCAGUUCUCCCCGCACAUCCUCCGCAGCAAGGACGUGUACGGUUACUCCUCGUGCCGGGCCCUCGUCCCCGAUCCCCCGGCCGGACCCCCGACCGCCCGCGCUCACACGCGCAGACCCACGUCGCGGACAGCGGCCAGGAGGAGGCGCCGCGGAGCCCGCCCGCCCGCCGCCGCCGCCGCCGCCGCCCACCGACGAUCCCGACCUGCCACCGCCUCCGAGGAGUCCUCCCGUCCAGCCAAGCCCGCCGCCCCGGCGCCCUGUUUCGGGGGACGCACCCUGGAAGAGAUCUGGAGGGCUGCCACCCCGACGCUCACCAGCUUCCCGACCAUCCGCGUCGGCGACGACGUGUGGGGCGAGCGCAGCCUGGCGGCGGCGCGGCGCAGAGCGCGCCAAGUGCUCCGAGUGGACCUGGAACCCGUGGUGAGGCUGCGCCGUUUCCCGGUGCCACGGGCCUGACGCGCGCCGGUGCCCAUCCUACCCCACCCCGGAGCUGGGGAGGAGCGCCUCCUGUCGGUCGCCGCUUCCACCUGCCCUCCCUCCAUUCCUCCCUCCCUCCCUCCACCAUCCAUCCAUCAUCAUCCAUCCAUCCAUCCAUCCAUCCUUCUAUCCAUCCAUCCCGGGACGACGGAGCUUCGGCCUCUACACCCCACCCCUCCCGGAGGAAUGAACAAGUGUCAGUCGAGUGUUUACAGAACCGGUCCCUCCUGGUGCACUUUACGCGCGAUGAUGACGUCCCUGGAUGCCGUUCACCUGGGAUGCGGCGCUGCGGGCUUGCGGGGAGGAGGGAGGGCUCCGGGACAGGUGUGUCCCCCCCUCCCUCCCUCCUCUCUUCCUACCCUUCGCUGCCUCUGGACACCCCGUAUCUGCAGAAGAGGAGCCGGCAGGACCCGCGUGGGGGCGGGGAAAGUCCCCAUUGCUUCUCGGACCCCAGAUGGAGGCGUCUCCGGGACUAGUGUGGGACAGUUGUGUUUUCUCUCUUUUUGGACUCUACCUCACUGGUCUGGAAGUCCUCCGAAGUCAACUCUUCUUUCUUUUCUUCUUCCUCUUAUUCUUUUUUUUUUUUUUUUUUCCCAAAGGAAUUUGUUUUUCGUGCGUGCGUAAUAAAGCCAGAAAUUUACUUGUUCUUUAUUCAACCCGUUCCCCUUGUUCUUUAUUGACUGCCAAGCCCCUCUUUUCUGGACGGAAGAUCGACUUGUUUUGUGGUUGGUGUGCUAAACAAUGUGUGCUCAGGGUAUUCUGAAGCCCACUCGUUUCCUAAUUUUUACUGGAUUCCAAAGCUUUGACCAAGGAUUAUUUUUUAAAAGGUUCAAGCUUAUGACUGUUAGUAGUACAAGGAUUUGUAUGGCUUUGAAUUUCGUGAGUUCAGUGAUUACAAAAGAUGUUGCAAAGAACAACUGUUGAAACAUUUAAGAGGUGUUUAUAUAAAGGUUUUAUAUUGAAAUUUAAUAUUUAUAUUUACUGAGCUCCUAAAGAAAAAUGGUUGAAUACUCUUAAAAAGUUUUAUUUAGGAAAAGUUGACUUGUUGAAUUCUUUUUUAAUUGAAUAAAUAUUGAAGUGUUUUGGAAUCACGUGGCUUGUGAUCAGAAGUGAAUAAAUUGUGAAGAAUUGAUGUUGGCUACGAAAAUGACUGGAAUCCAAUUGGAGUUGAUCUGGCCUCAUGUGGUAGCCUAACGUACAAAUCCAGAAGUGUUAAUGGGGAGAAAAUUUAUUGUAAAAUGGAAGUUGCAUAGGAGAGAUCAAUGUGGGUAAACAUUGUGAACAAAAUGAUAAAUAAGAUACCCAUUAGAAUUCCCAGAACUAUGAAGAUCUCUAGGGAGAGGGGUAAGGGCAUUUCUUGAUACCAAGCAAUUAGUUGAAGUUACUUUGGGCAAAGUAGAUCUUUAUUUAUUUCUUUGGUUUUGUUGUUGGGUAACAAGAAAUGCCCAGUCUAAUAUUCAUUGCCUUUAUGAAGAACCAGUUAGUUGACCUUUUUGUCCUGUGAAUUUUAUCUUCCAUUUAUAAUUUCAGUCUGACAGUUGAAGGCCACAGGAAUCAAAUAGGAGAGCCACACAAGAGUACUGAUCCUUCUUUUACACUUUUAUAAUAGUGUGCAUACCAUAUGGCCCAGUGUGGAAUUCUUGAUUAUCCAAGUGCCUUUGGUCGUUGGUGGCAGCAAGACUUAAUGACUUGUAGCCAGUGGUGCCCCAGCCAGCUCUUUCUGCAAUACCUAGAGGAUCAAGUAGUGUUUUUUUCUUUCUCUUUUUGUACCACUGAUAUUUCAAAUUUAAGUAUCCUGCCAUGGAACGAGCCAUACUGGGCUGGAACUGACAUGUUAAACCCUCAGUGUUAAGGUUUAUCUCUGCUUGGCAGCUUCUUAGAAUAAUGAGAGUUUUGGUUUUGACUGUUGUGUUCCUAGAAUUCAAAUGGCAUAGCUUUCUGUAAUUAUUAUUUUAGGUCUUAAUAGUACAUGAAAGGAGUGUCGCAACUUUAAUUUCAGUGUUCUUGUUUUCUAAAAAAAAUUUAUAUAUAUAUAUAUAUACACAUAUGUGACUUUAUGCCAGUUUUCCAAUAAGCUUCAUAAUCUUCUAUUCACUACUCGACAAUAAUACAUUGCUACAAACACUGUUACGUGAGUAAAAUAAAAAGUGAAUAAUUACCAGAGGGAGAGUGUUAAGUUAUAGUUGUGUUAUGGGAAGCUGAAACAUUAGCUUCCAUUGCCAAAUGUAUUUCAGAUACAUAGGAUUUUCUUCCCAAAAAUAUAUUGUUAACUUUUAUAGCUAACUAGCACCUGAAGAAAAUGUAUUUGUACCACUUCACUUGUAUAUAGUUUUAUAAUACCUGAAAAAUCAAUCCAAUGGCCAUAUUAGAAUGUAAUUUCAACAUGUAGCGUAUCUAGAUAGUUUCCCAGAGGAUUUUGAACUAGACUUAGCUGAGGGGAUGACUUUUCUCCACACACAACUGAAACAUCCAGUGACACCGUGUAUUUAUUUUACUUCAGAUUCUUGACAUUUGUGUCUCUCAUGCCUUGCUACUUCAGUACAGUUGAACUUGCAUAAAUGCCGCUUUGGCUUCUGACUGAUGACAGCUGAGCUCUGAUUACCCACCUUGAAUCCAGCAUGGUUCAACUGGGCUGUCAGAAAAGUUCUGGCCUUUCUAACAUGUGAAGUAAGAUGUAAAAAACAAAAACAACAAAGCAAAAACUUUUUGCCAAGUUUUCUUUAGCAAAACCUGAGUUACAACUUCUUAAAUGUGAAGCAAGAUAUAAGGUAAUUGAUGAGAAUAUUAAUAGGAAAAGAAAAAUAUUUCUUGCGUAUGUUUGGGCAGGAUGUGAAGAGAAACUUGGCAUAGUGGCCUUUAAGGUGAGGCAUCUAUUUACUGUCCUCCAAAGUAAGUCUGUAGCUAAGUAUGUGGAGAGUUUUUUUUUUUUUUUUUUUAAUAGAAGUCUCAUGAUUUAUCUGUUCACUUGCCUCCUCUUACAUAUCAUGGCACAAGUGGAGAGGGCGGCUAGGAGGAAUUUUAUCACCUUGCUAUGUUUUUUAUUUAGUUUAUUUUCUUUCCUUUUUUUUUUUUUUUUAAACUUUAAAGAGUACCUAAAUGUGAUGACUGGCAGGCACCUCAGUUAACUUUUUUAGAUUCUUGAUGCCAUUUUUAUCUUCCUCUCUGUCAACCAUCAAUUUAUUUUUACUUUCCUAAGCCAACAACAUCAUGAGAGUUGAGGGCAACCUUCAUUGUUGGUAGUACAAAGCGUAACUGUUGUGAUGCGUAUUGAUUUUGUCUUAAGUAUUCUAUUGGACAAGUGUAACUUAAGCUGGUGGCUCAUACCUAUUGAUUUGCCAUGUGCAAAUGAUAGUACUAUUUUCCAGAAGUUUUCAAUGAAAAACUAGAAAUCUUUGAAUAAAAAAUUACAACUUUGAACACAAAGGUUUGUUUUUUUGUUGUUUUAUUUUUAAGGAUUGCUACAGCACUCUUUAAAUUAGUGGUUUUUAAUGGACAUAUAUACCUAACAUUUAUUGCUGUGUUAAAAUAUUUUUUUUAUAAACUGUUUUGUCUUAAGUGCAUUAGAAAGCAAUUGUUUGUAAUGGAACUGAAGUGUUUUUCUGGACAGUUUAAUGUGCAUAUGAGUGAGAUUUACAGUUUGGUUGUACUUUGCUUUUUAACUUAUUAACUGUAAAUAAAUUUUAGAGCAUA
This is a messenger RNA of Jaculus jaculus (lesser Egyptian jerboa), 4431 nucleotides long. It is a transcript of the gene Ccdc71l, whose product is annotated as coiled-coil domain containing 71 like. The record is from RefSeq and is a predicted model, not a curated record. The transcript has a single exon. Bases 1 to 720 code for a protein of 239 amino acids. NCBI's taxonomy places the organism in Eukaryota, Metazoa, Chordata, Mammalia, Rodentia, Dipodidae.